This is a messenger RNA of Adineta ricciae, 1392 nucleotides long. Lineage: Eukaryota; Metazoa; Rotifera; Eurotatoria; Adinetida; Adinetidae. The record is from the annotation of a GenBank genome assembly.
AUGAUACCGAACGUUGCUAUCGCUGAUUCAAUAGAGCCGAAUCAUUCUGUUUCUCAACCAUCCAAAAUGAAAACGGCACAAAUAAUAUGUUUCGCAUUGAUUGCUAUUAUGAAUUUAAGUUCAUGGAUUGAUCUAUUUGGUGUAUUUACUGAACUACCGUUAAUCAUACCACUGGUACCUGAAGGAUGGACAUUGCCAUCUAUGAUGUUAGUAUGUAAUUGUGCAGCAAAUCUACUACCAGUUUUAGUGGUCUUUUUGCGUUGGUAUCAAGGAAAAAAAUUUUCGGAAAUUCCUUAUAUCUAUUUGAUUAUUACUGUUGGAAUUGUUUCGUGCUUUUUAUUGUCUUUAUUGUGGCACAAGACAGUUUAUUUAUUUGGUCGUGAAAGAAGCGUUUGGUUAAUUGGAUUGGUUUUUACUAUAUCCUUGCUUGAUAAUACGUCAUCAUUGGUGUUUUUCGAUUAUAUGAAACGAUUUCGUGGUCUGUACUUAACUGCUGCUUUUCUUGGCGAAGGAUUUACUGGCACAAUUCCAACAAUAUUAUUAUUGUUACAAGGAAUAGGAGGUGAAGCGAUUUGUGUUAGAACGAGCAAUGAUACUCUCUUGAAACCGACUUUUACCGAACCACGAUUUAGUGUUCGAAUAUAUAUGCUUGUUAUCACUGGUAUUAUCGUUGCGUCUUUGUUGGCAUUUCUUUUACUUCGAUGGACGAAUAUAAUCUCAUUAGCUGAUGCCGCAGAACCGGCUAACUUUAGUGAGGAAACGGAGCUAGACAUCGUACGUAAUGGAGAAGAAGAAAAGUCAGCAAUCAUUUCGACAAACGAAUCCGUCCAAACGCCAAUAGCAAUAGUACCGAAACAAACAACAGAGAAAACAUUUCUUUUUCUUCUUUGUAUCAAUGUUGCUAAUUCGUUAGUAGUGUACGGUAUUUUACCAUCAUUAAUUACCUACAUUAUAUUACCAUAUGGACAAAAGGCACUUUAUUAUUCGACUUUUCUUGAUACAAUAGGAUAUACAACGGUUUUACUAUUAAGUAUUCGACAUCCCCAUCUAUCAAUGAUUUCUACCAUUGCUGCAUCAAUUGUUUCAUAUAUCAUCGCUAUAUUUUUAAUUUUUAUUGCUACUCAAAGUCCAUGUCCUUGGUGGGCGGAUACUAUUCAUGGAGGAUUCAUUAUCAUAUUUAGCCAUUUGAUAAUGGCAUUGAUAACUGGCUAUGUACGCAUCACGAUAGGUAAUCGAAUUAAAGAUCAAUGGUCAAACAAAAAUGGUCUGUUCUAUUUUGGUAUCAGUGUACAAUUGGGAUCGGCUUUGGGUACAGUACCGACAUUCUUAAUGAUUAACGUUUUUGAUUUAUUUGUUGCACGUGAACCAUGUCACGUUUACUGUAUUACAUGA